Molecule: messenger RNA, 999 nt
Organism: Cadophora gregata
Lineage: Eukaryota; Fungi; Ascomycota; Leotiomycetes; Helotiales; Ploettnerulaceae
Exons: 2
Coding region: 121-999 (292 amino acids)
Biological process (GO): proteasome-mediated ubiquitin-dependent protein catabolic process
Cellular component (GO): cytosol; nucleus; proteasome regulatory particle, base subcomplex
Molecular function (GO): polyubiquitin modification-dependent protein binding
Source: RefSeq, a predicted model, not a curated record
ACACCAGACCUUCAAUCUGAUUCUCACAACCACAAACUCUGCAACAAACACACAAAACUCCUCCCGCAUUCAACAUAUUCAUCUCCAGUUCGAAGUCCUCGACAGAGGCACAAUAGCAAGAUGGUCCUCGAAGCAGUAAUGGUAGUGGUGGACAACAGCGAAAGCAGUCGAAAUGGCGAUUACACUCCAACAAGAUACGAAGCACAAGCCGACGCCGUCUCCCUCAUCUUCUCCGCCAUCACACAAGCCAACCCCGAGUCAUCUGUCGGUUUGAUGAGUAUGGGAGGCAAAGGACCAGAGGUUCUCGUCACAUUAACAACGGAUCAUGGCAAGAUCUUGGAGGGCUUACAUCGCACGAAGAGCAAGAUUCGAGGAGGAAGCCAUUUGGCAACGGGCAUUCAGAUCGCCGGUCUCGCACUCAAGCACCGUCAAAACAAAUCCCAACGUCAACGCAUCAUAGUUUUCACCUGCUCUUCCAUCCCCGACGACGAGAAAUCCCUCACCAAGCUGGCCAAGAAGAUGAAGAAAAACGGCGUCUCAAUAGACUUCAUAGCUUUCGGCGAGCUGGACGACGAGACCACCAAGAAACUCACUGCCUUCAAUGACAACGUCAAGGGCAGCGAGGGAUCUCACAUCGCCAUCAUUCACCCCGGGCCCGGCCUGUUGAGCGACCAGCUUGUCACAAGCCCAAUCUUGAAUGGUGACGGCGCAUCUGGUGGCGGUGGAGGAGAGGGAGCUGGAGCAGCGGACAACUUUGAGUUUGGUGUUGAUCCAAGUAUGGACCCUGAGUUGGCACUGGCUUUGAGAAUGAGCAUGGAAGAGGAGAAAGCGAGACAGGAUAAGCAAAACCGGGAGCUUGCGGAGCAGGAGGCUAAGGAUAAGGCGAAGCUGGAGGGGAUCAAGGAGGAAGAUGAGGCGGGGGAGAAGGCGCCGUUGUUGGGAGAGGGAAGCGGGAAGGAUGAUAAGAAAGAUGAUGGGGAUAAAAUGGAUACGGCGUAG